AUGCAGGAUUCGCAAUUGACCGCCACCGAGGACCCAGCAAUUGAUCGAGACACCGAUCCUCUGGAUGGACAGAGUACUUACAAGGGCGGAACUGGCGAACGUUUCUCGAUGACUCGGCCAAAAGAUCAGAUCGACAGAAACACCGACCCUCUGGAUGGAAGCACAAUAAACAGAGAAUCUUACAAGGGUGGAACUGGCGAACGUUUCUCGAUGACUCGGCCAAAAGAUCAGAUCGACAGAAACACCGACCCUCUGGAUGGAAGCACAAUAAACAGGGAAUCGUACAAAGGCGGUACUGGCGAACGUUUCUCUAUGACUCGGCCGAAAGAUCAGAUCGACAGAAACACGGAGCCGCUCGAUGGAAGCACGGUCAACAGGGACUCGUAUAAAGGCGGUACUGGCGAACGUUUCUCUAUGACUCGGCCGAAAGAUCAGAUCGACAGAAACACGGAGCCGCUCGAUGGAAGCACGGUCAACAGAGAAUCCUUCAAGGGCGGAACUGGCGAACGUUUCUCUAUGACUCGGCCGAAAGAUCAGAUCGACAGAAACACGGAGCCGCUCGAUGGAAGCACGGUCAACAGGGAAUCGUACAAAGGCGGUACUGGUGAAAGAUUCACGCUGGCUCGUCCAAAGGAUCAGAUUGACAGGAACACCGAUCCUCUGGACGGAAGCACAAUAAACAGAGAAUCCUUCAAGGGCGGAACUGGCGAACGUUUCUCCAUGACUCGGCCGAAAGAUCAGAUCGACAGAAACACGGAGCCGCUCGAUGGAAGCACGGUCAACAGGGAAUCGUACAAAGGCGGUACUGGUGAAAGAUUCACGCUGGCUCGUCCAAAGGAUCAGAUUGACAGGAACACCGAUCCUCUGGACGGAAGCACAAUAAACAGAGAAUCCUUCAAGGGCGGAACUGGCGAACGUUUCUCGAUGUUCCGACCCAGGAAUAAUCUACAGUUAGGUGGUUACCCUUUCACUGGUACGUCGCAGACGAGAGAUGAUUUCAAAUACACUGCCCCUAAAACUUGUCCUGCAGCGAGGAUUGUAUCCUCAAAAAGAAGAACACUUGACCACGACAAAUUCUUCUGA
Ostertagia ostertagi is the source of this 1083-nucleotide messenger RNA. NCBI's taxonomy places the organism in Eukaryota, Metazoa, Nematoda, Chromadorea, Rhabditida, Trichostrongylidae. The record is from the annotation of a GenBank genome assembly.